CUCUCCCCCUCUCCAAGCGAGGAGGAGGAGGAAGAGAAGCAGCAGUAGAGAUGAGCCAGCGUGUGCCGAGCUGGGACGUUGAUGAUCCGCCUUUCAACCCUUCCUCAUCCAACCUUCCCCUUCAUCGUUACCACCCUUCUGGCGCUCCUCUCGGCCGUUUGAUGGGCUACGAGGUGGCGGAGCUGGCGUGGGAGAACGGGCAGCUCGCGCUGCACGGCCUCGUCCCGUCUCGAACCGGCGCCAAGCCCGGCGCCGACGCGGCCUGUAGCAAGCACCACCUCCACCACCACCCCAGCGGCACCCUGGAGUCGGUGGUGAACCAGGCCACCGGCGCCGCGGCGAGAAGCCCUGUUCUCGAGGGCUGGCUUCGUCGCUCGACUUCCGUGGCGGUCGACGCGCUCGUCCCGUGCCAGGACGACGUCGCCAGCAACCGGAUCGCCGACCCGGACGCGCCGCCCUGCUGUAAGCGCGCGCGGAUGGUGGGGGUGUGCUCAAGCCAGGGUAGCGCGGCGGGAUCCGUGCCCGGCCGCGUCGACAGUACCACCUUCGUCACGCUAGACACGUGGAGGGAGGACGACGUCGGCCUGACCGCCACUGCCACCACUGCCACGGCCACCGACACCUCCGCCUGGCCGGAGACGGAGAACACGAGUCUGGGGAAGAGGAAGGUGCGGGCCCUGUACGACCACGUAUCCAUCAGCCACACGAGCUCCCAAACGAAGCCUGAUAGUUUGUACGAUGAAGAGGAGAAGGACACCAAAGGGGAGGUGGGGAAGCCUUCCGGCGCCACCAAAAAGAGCAGAGCCGCCGCCAUCCACAACCAGUCCGAACGUAAAAGGAGGGACAGGAUCAACCAGCGGAUGAAGACUCUACAGAAGCUGGUGCCCAACUCCAGCAAGACCGACAAGGCGUCGAUGCUGGACGAGGUGAUCGAGUACCUGAAGCAGCUGCAGGCGCAGGUGCAGAUGAUGAGCAGGAUGAGUAGCAUGAUGGUGGCUGCCAUGCAGCAGCUGCAGAUGCCAAUGGUGGCGCAGCUGCUACCCCACAUGGCCCAGUUCCCGCAGCUGCCACAUAUGGGACUGAUGGACUUUGCCUCGAUAGGUCGCUCCGUCCCUCCGGUCUUGCCCCUCCUCCACCCAUCGGCGUUCCUUCAUCUCGCCGCCACCGGGGGCUGGGACGGAAUCGGCGACCGGCGGCCCGUCGGUUCCGUCCUCCCCGACCCCUUCUCGGCUCUCCUCGCUUGUCAGAUGGCACAGCAACCAAUGAGCUUAGACGAGUACAGUAGAAUGGUCACGCUGCUUCAACACUUGUCUCAGAAUCAGUCACCGGCUAAUCUCAAGUCGUCGUAGGAAGUCUUAGAAUUCACUGCUGGAGGUGUGAACGUUUGACCGCGUCGUGUUUGCUCUGCUCAAAGCAUGAAAUGAAAUGAUGCACGUCUUUGGAGGUCAGUGGAGUGGGUAGCAGUGAUGAUAGACUACCAAGAUAAGACAUCCUUUUCCAUGGAUCACAGCUCUCUACGACCACAUCUCUAUAUGUUAAUGACAUCGCCCACGUCUAUACUUGCUUUUCCACACUUUUUAGAGCUCCACUUGUGGACAACAGCACGAUGAACUCGACUGUUGAUGGAAGCAGGGAACAAUACGAGAGAGACAACUCGUUCGUUCUAUGGUCCUCAGAGCCGCAUCAACUCAAUAAUGGAUCUGAAUUGUGUGAUGUGGUGGUGACCAAUGGAUGUUUUUGCUCAGAUUAAUAGAUGAGAUUACUUCUCCCAGACGAAUCAAUUGUGUUCGUGGGAUCAGCACCUGUGAGCUCGAAAAUGAGACUGAUGGCACGGUGCAAUCUCCAUUCUCCAAUCACUCCAAGGGAAGAAGAUGUACGAGUGGUCUUGUCGCCGAAGGAGACCGAUGAUAUAAGAACAAAAGCAUUCUUGGAUCAUAUGGUGGGGAUGGAGGUUUCUCGUCGGUACUGAGGAAUGAUGAAGUCUUGGCACAGCUUGAUGAGGCUGAGGGUGCACUAAAUGCAAUGAUUUACUCAUCGUUUUCCUUGUACUAAUCAUGUAUUCAAUGACUACUUUCAAAUUCGCAUGUUUAUCUUAUCAUUUUUAUUCAUAAAAAAAUUAUCUUUUUUUCCCUCA
Molecule: messenger RNA, 2134 nt
Organism: Musa acuminata AAA Group (dessert banana)
Lineage: Eukaryota; Viridiplantae; Streptophyta; Magnoliopsida; Zingiberales; Musaceae
Product: transcription factor UNE10-like
Exons: 6
Coding region: 51-1349 (432 amino acids)
Cellular component (GO): nucleus
Molecular function (GO): protein dimerization activity
Source: RefSeq, a predicted model, not a curated record